AAAUAACAAACUUGAUAGGAAUCAUAACUUUUGUGUGACCUUUCCUUCUCCUGAACCUCGUAGUUGCACCUGACACAUUUCUUUGAAACGGUGCCCUGAUUUCUUCCACAACAGGGAUCAUGGAAGGAAGAAUGGGGCUUUUUUUUCUGUUUUUGUUGGGUGCUGCUUGGGUUUGUGAUGCAAGAGAGCUAGCAAACGGUGGUGAAGUAAACAGGAAAUCAGAUGUCUGUGAACUUUGUGAGGAAUAUACCACUGAGGCACUUGCUUAUCUAAAUGAUAAAGAGAACCAAAGAGAGAUUAUUGAUUCACUUCACAAUAAAUGUUAUCAGAUUCUCUCUUUCAAACAGCAGUGCAUUGAAUUGGUGGAUUAUUAUGCCCCACGUUUCUUCUCAGAAAUCGCAUCAGUUCUGCCUAGAGAACUCUGCGGACAGGUCCACCUCUGCCAAUCUGCAAAUAUCUCCUCACAAGUUCAAGGAAAUAAGUGUGACUCUUGCAAAGAUACUGUUUCAGCCAUACUGGUUAAGUUGAAUGAUCCUGACACCAAGCUUGAGAUAAUGGAAGCACUGUUGAAGGCAUGCAAUUCUAUGGAUCAGUUGGCAAAGAAGUGCAAGAGGAUGGUUUUUGAAUAUGGACCUCUGAUUAUUGUGAAAGCAGAGAAGUACCUGAAAACAACAGAUAUAUGCACUACAUUACAUGUUUGCCCAGCUUCUACUGCAGUUAGCAACAAGGAAGCCUCAAUCAUGGAAGAAGAACCUUUGAUUUCUGACUCUUAAUCAUGGGAGAAGAGUUUUAUUACAUUUAUGGAGUGCUUAUUGCUUUAAGUUCUACUCCUGAUAUUUCUAUCUAAACUAAAAUCCAUGUGCUUCUAACUAUGUACUCUCACUAAAUGUCAAAGACCAUGAUUGUGUGA
Messenger RNA from Vigna umbellata (rice bean), 910 nucleotides. RefSeq lists its product as uncharacterized. NCBI's taxonomy places the organism in Eukaryota, Viridiplantae, Streptophyta, Magnoliopsida, Fabales, Fabaceae. The record is from RefSeq and is a predicted model, not a curated record. Gene Ontology annotation, biological process: lipid metabolic process.